Messenger RNA from Knipowitschia caucasica, 663 nucleotides. The record is from the annotation of a GenBank genome assembly. Lineage: Eukaryota; Metazoa; Chordata; Actinopteri; Gobiiformes; Gobiidae.
AUGUGGAAGGCAGAGGUGGUGGAGGUGGAAGUAGUGGAAGAGGCGAAAGGUUGUGGAGGAGGUGGUGAUGGAGGUCGAGGAGUUGGAGGAGGUGGCGGUCAAAGUGAAAGAGGCGGAAGAGGUGGUGGAGGAAGAGGCGGAAGAGGUGGUGGAGGAAGAGGCGGAAGAGGUGGUGGAGGAAGUGGUGGUGGAGGUGGAAGAGGCGGAAGAGGUGGUGGUCGAAGUGAAAGAGGCGGAAGAGGUGGUGAGGAAGAGGCGGAAGAGGUGGUGGAGGAAGUGGUGGUGGAGGUGGAGGAGUUGGAAGAGGUGGCGGUCGAAGUGAAAGAGGCGGAAGAGGUGGUGGAGGAAGUGGUGGUGGAGGUGGAGGAGUUGGAAGAGGUGGCGGUCGAAGUGAAAGAGGCGGAAGAGGUGGUGGAGGAAGAGGCGGAAGAGGUGGUGGAGGAAGUGGUGGUGGAGUUGGAGGAGGCGGCAGAGGUGGAGGAGGUGGCAGAGGUGGAGGAGGUGGCAGAGGUGAAGGAGGUGGUGGAGGUGGAGGUGAAGGAGGUGGUGGAGGAGGAGGAGGUGAAGGAGGUGGUGGAGGAGGAGGAGGUGGUGGAGGUGGACGUGACUCCUGCUCUCUCUCGGUCUGCCAGAGGAGAGCCAGUCCCUGCUCUGAUUAAUUAG